Didymodactylos carnosus is the source of this 210-nucleotide messenger RNA. The record is from the annotation of a GenBank genome assembly. Lineage: Eukaryota; Metazoa; Rotifera; Eurotatoria; Philodinida; Philodinidae.
AUGGUUGCUGUUGGUGAAAAUGGUUUCGAAUCAGAUGAAGAUUUUUAUGGUCAACAAUUAGAUACCCCAACUGUUACUGGAAAUAAUGACAUGUCAACUACACAAAAUGACAACAUCGAAGGAAAAACGGGCUGGCCAUAUUUUGGUGGUAUUGAGGAUGGAUUAACUGUUGAAAGUGGUAAUCCCAGUACAGGCAAGGAAACACGCUAA